This is a messenger RNA of Fraxinus pennsylvanica, 942 nucleotides long. NCBI's taxonomy places the organism in Eukaryota, Viridiplantae, Streptophyta, Magnoliopsida, Lamiales, Oleaceae. The record is from the annotation of a GenBank genome assembly.
AUGGCAGCAAACAACAGGUGGUGGACUGGCCAAGUAAAUCUAUCAGGAGUGGAGUCUUCGUCUCCACCUCUUAAGAAACCAGAUCUUGGCAUAUCCAUGAACGAGAAUAUUGGAUUUUUACCAACUUCAUCGCUUCUAAACAAGCCAGAUCUGAGCAUAUCUAUGAAUGAAAACAUGGGGAAUGGUGGACGGGACGACGAAGAGGAAAGGGAACACAGCGAUGAGCCUAAAGAGGGUGCCGUUGAAAUCCCAUCUCGUAGGGCAAGAGGCAGACCCCAAGGUUCCAAGAACAAGCCAAAACCACCAAUUUUUGUGACUAGGGACAGCCCUAAUGCCCUUCGCAGCCACGUUAUGGAGGUGACGAAUGGGUGCGAUGUAGCGGAGAGCAUCGCACAGUUUGCGAGGAAAAGGCAAAGAGGAGUUUGUGUACUGAGUGCAAAUGGAACAGUGACAAACGUGACAAUUAGACAGCCUUCUGCUCCUGGCGCAGUUAUGGCUCUACAUGGCCGGUUUGAAAUUCUGUCUCUGACGGGUUCUUUCCUCCCCGGGCCGGCUCCGCCGGGAUCUACAGGGUUGACUAUAUACUUAGCUGGUGGUCAGGGACAGGUGGUGGGAGGUAGUGUUGUGGGUUCUCUGGUGGCUGCUGGUCCGGUCAUGGUGAUUGCAUCCACGUUUUCGAAUGCUACAUAUGAGAGAUUGCCUCUGGAGGAGGAGGAAGAAGGCAGCGGUGGCGGUGGAAUUACAGGACCGGGACAGCUUGGAAGUAGUGGCGGUGAUGGAUCGCCUCCAGGGCUGGGAAUCAGAGAGGCAGCACAGCAACAUGGUGGUAUGGGCGAUCGAUCAUCUUUGCCUGUAUAUAAUAUUCCACCGAAUUUGCUUCAUAAUGGCGGACAGUUGAACCAUGAAUCAUUUGCUUGGAAUCAUGGCCGCCCUUCUUACUAA